Molecule: messenger RNA, 3663 nt
Organism: Brachypodium distachyon (stiff brome)
Lineage: Eukaryota; Viridiplantae; Streptophyta; Magnoliopsida; Poales; Poaceae
Product: probable F-box protein At4g22165
Exons: 2
Coding region: 450-1841 (463 amino acids)
Molecular function (GO): protein binding
Source: RefSeq, a predicted model, not a curated record
CUCUCGAAAAAGAAAAGAAAAGCUAUACCCCUCUCCCCGUCUCCUCGCCGAGCCCCACAGCCCCCUGGCUCCGUGGAUCUUCUUCCUCCUCGCGCGAGCGCCGUCUCUCAUCCCGCUGCCCCCUAGCUCGUCUUCCUCCUCGCUCGAGCGCCUCCACCGCAGGUUCAUCUCCCCUUCGAUUCUCUCGCUCCCAUCACCCUACGAACGGAUUCCGCCCUUUAGAUCCCCGUUUCAUAAUCUUCCCCAAUUCGUAACGGAUUCCGCCUCCGCGUGGGUGAUCUAUAUAAGUUGAGACAGGGGCCUUCUCUUUCCUCUGAAGAAAUUUGCCAGGUUUGUGCAACGACCAGGUCUCUGAAAUUAGGGAGUCGUUACUGAAGAAAUUUAGCCAGGAGUCUGCGUGAGGAAUUUGUGAGUUUGGCCGAAGAUCUUUGCAGAGAGGCCCUGCUCCCAUGGAGUUGUGUAGCGUCGCCUCGAUAAUGAGCUUAGGGAGUCUCGCUGUACAACGGACACGUCUGUGCUCCAUAGCCUUGAGAGUUUUGCUGAAGCUGCUAGGCUUCGCUCCCAGUUCACUGAAGAAAUUCUGCAAAGAUGUCCAUCCACCAUUGACCGAGGCUAUCGUGGGCACAUCACCGGAGCUGCCUCAGGACGUCUUGAUGGGUAUCUUUGCCACCCUUGAAAUCCCUGACGUCAUACGUGCCGGCGCUGUCUGCCCCUCUUGGCACUCUGCAUUUACCAGCCUUACAAGCCUUGGGCAGUAUAAACUCCCACAGACGCCAUGCCUGCUCUACACUUCUGAAUCUUCGGAUGAUAGCGCGGCUUACCUCUACAGCAUCACCGAAAAGAGAUCGUACAAGUUAACUCUUCCCGACCCACCUAUCCGCACUAGGUAUUUGAUCGGGUCCUCUCAUGGCUGGCUGGUUACUGUUGAUGAAAGAUCUGAGAUGCAUCUUGUCAAUCCCAUCACAUGUGAACAGAUUGCUCUCCCUUCAGUGACCACCAUCGAGCAGGUGAAGCCCAUCUUUGAUCAGUACGGUGUUCUCCACAAGUAUGAGUUCUCGUGGCACACUGGACUGCGUGGUUCUAACUCACCAUCGAUUUUUGCUCUUGACAAGCUGCGGGACGUACUCCACUAUAAGGCGUUUGUGUUCCCUGAUACAUCCACGGGAAGCUACAUUGUGGUGCUCAUCCAUAAUUCAAUGUUCCAGCUAUCAUUUGCGAGGGUAGGGGAUGAUAAGUGGACCUGGCUGCCACCUAACGAAGACUAUAGCGAUUGCAUGUACAAAGAUGGCCUUUUGUAUGCAGUGUCUGUAAUGGGAGAACUUCACACCUUAGAUCUUAGUGGCCCUGUGGUCGUUAUGAAGACGAUGAUAAGCAUACCCAGGAAGUAUGAUUAUGAGUACACGUACAUUGUCCAGGCUCCAUGGGGUGGUCUACUGCUCAUUUGGAGAAUCUGUGAGGAUUAUGAAUUAGAACCUGAUCCUGGGGCAUCUGUGUUCUGGAACACUACAGAGUUCAGAAUAUAUGAAGUUGAGGCUGCAGGAAGUGAACUUAAGGAAAUCAAUUGCUUGCGUGACCAUGUUUUGUUUCUUGGGCAUAAUCAAUCACUCUGUCUCGGUGCUGAAGAAUACCCGUCUCUCAGGGCAAAUCACGUCUACUUCACUGAUGAUAAUUUCUUGUGGACAACGGGAUGUAAGAAUAAUCACCGUGAUAUGGGAACUCUCAACCUAGAUGAUAACAGCAAGGAGGAACUUGUGCCUCCACAGCUUUGGUCCAACUCUCCGGCUCCUGUUUGGAUUACGCCUGAUCUCAGAAAGAUAAACUUGGAUUCACGGGGGGGUUGAAAGAACAGUUUGCUAGGUUAUUGGGGCUGCUAGAAGAAGUUUUCUACAAAAUGCUGAAAGGGCCAUCGGACUGUACGUCAGCGCGUCAUCAUCACUUGACCGCGGCCCUUGCACACAAGAUUGGACCUAGUUGUUUUUUUGGUUGUAUUUUUGGCAAUGCCAAUUUCUUAUCUUAGCGUGUUGGUAUGAAUUAUUUAACCUUAAUUAUUUCUCGACGUCCAAUGAGUUCGUCGAUCUGUGUUUAGUACUCUGCUUAUAUAAAGAGGGCACCAAAGGACCCAGAGCUUAUAUAAGUCUCAAUCCCAAAGGGGAUAGUUUUGCGCUUCGUCCUAGCUCCACGAUAGCGCAGGCCUCGUUUGCUUGUCGUCUUGCGUCUGCUGCAGACCCUCUGUCAGUCGCAUGCGUCGUUUUUGUGGCUGGGCCUUUAUAAUAUCUUUGCUCUCAGUUUGUAUCUUCUACUUGCUUGGGAACAGCAAUUGUUUAAACUUACCAAAGGGCAUAGUCUGAGAUAUAUCUUUCUUUUGCCUUGGUAUUGUAGCUUUCUUGUUACAUUUAUUGCUCAUGAUGUUUUGGAACUGCUCUCCAGUAUGCAGCUGUGAUCCGUAGAGGCUGCUAAUUGUUUUGGUUGUCGCUUCCAUUUUUUAUGACAUGAAGAUUUGUGAGCUAAAUAAUAUAUCAUUGGCGUGUUCCAGUUUCCAUUUUCUUAAUGACAUGAAACAAGCUUCUCUGGUUAAUUUGUCAAAUCUUCGCUAAGCUUAACUUUUGAAGGUAACUCCUAAUGAAUUCUUUUUCCUGACAUUAUACUGUUAUUUGAUCAGUGCAAAAAGGAAGAUGCAAAGUGUCACUCUGUAUUCAUAUUCUGUACUUGUAAUUUUAGCGGCCGCAUAUGACUAGGUGAAGGCAAGUCUCGAUUCGUUCAGUUCAAGGUUAGCCCAAUUUUUCAGUAAGUAUAUGAGAAUCAUGAGCCAUCUUUAGACAUCUUCCAACACUGCAGACUUUUAUUGAUUGUCUUGGUCAGAAAUUAAUUUGGUAUUUGCACCCACCGAUGCCAAACACCCUUAUCAUUUGAGGGAAGUGUAGGCAGAAAAGUAGAAUAUGGAGUGAGGAUAAAGAGACCUAUCUAUCUACAAAUUCUAGUUGUUCAACAGUGUGCAAUGACAAAUUUUUUGCUUAUUCAUCUGAUACCCUGUAACAAACUCUGGUUGUCAGUUGGUCAGGUAUACACAACAUAAAUUACUCUUUACCACCUCAGUGACAGAAGCAUAUAGAUUUUCAGUUCACCUGUUUAACUGGCAUGUUUCCCAAUUUGUUACAGAUUGGUAAAUAUCCCCACCUUCCAUAUGUUGCUCUCGGUGGCUGUCAAGGUGCUUUUUCGUUUGCGCCGGUGUCAGCCAAUUUGCUUGCUUUGUUCCUUCCUGCCAUGGUUCAUUCCACUGGGACGUCGGGCAUUAUGCAGAGAAAUUCAUUCAAGUUGUCAGUGGAAUUUCCAGGAAAAAGUUGAUAAGCUAUUCCGAAUCCUGGCUCCUGUGUUCCUCCUUGGACUAUUACUGUCAACCUUACCACUCAGGUCAGCGCAGCUUGAGGGUAUUAUAAAUGAAGGAUCCUUGUGCCUGCUCCUACAGAAAUUUGAGCAGAUCAUUGUGUAUCAUUUGCAGUGACCACAGGUUUCUUAUAGAAUAAUUUUGCCUUUUUUUGUAUCCCUUCUAGCAGUAACGGAACUAAUAUAAUUUUCUAGGCUCUUUAAAUUUUUUUAUUAAGAGCCCAUACAAAAAUUUCAUUAGUGUUUAUAUUGAAAAAUUAUAUAAAUUUACAUCGAUCUAUA